AGACGGUAAUGUUACCUCGGGGCAGCCAGCAUCAUGAAUCACCACGACCACCACCACCACCACCAGGCAUUCCUUGCACAGCUGCAGACCCUCGCUGAUUGCGGCCUCGAUUACUCCAUCUCUCGUGAGAUUUUUUGUCUCUCUCAGCCACAAGCCAGUCCGCAUUGAAAGAAAUCGCAAUUGCGCCGAUCUGCACGUUAGCGCUGGCCCAGCCUACAUAAGGUGCUCUCAGAUCGCCCCGAAAGCGGAGGAUUUUCAUCUCGCUUUGCCAGACCCUCCAUCUAUUGAACUUCUUCGGCCUCUGCAAGUCAGCCUCGAUUUCCCACCAGAACCAUUCCUUUCACCAUGGACACAGCCAUUGAUCUCUCGGAUGCCUCCAAGGCGCUGGACCUGGCCAACAUCCGGUUCCAGCUGAUUCGUCUUGAAGACACCAUCACCUUCCACCUCAUUGAACGCGUGCAAUUCCCCCUCAACAAGCCCAUCUACACUCCAGGCGGGGUAAAAAUCCCCGGCACCUCCCUCAGCCUGCUUGACUACUUCCUCCGCGAACAAGAACGGCUUGAAUCGCGCGUCCGUCGCUACCAAUCCCCCGACGAAUACCCCUUCUUCCCUGACGCCCUGGAAGAGCCCAUUCUGUCCCCGAUCGAAUACCCCAAGAUCCUGCACGACAACGACGUCAACGUCAACGGCAUCCUGAAACAGCGCUACAUCGAGGACAUUCUUCCCGCUGUGUGUGCGCAGUUUGGUCGCGAGGAUCGCGGCGAAGCGCAGGAAAACUAUGGCUCUGCGGCGACGUGCGAUGUCAGCUGCUUGCAGGCGCUGUCCAGGAGAAUUCAUUUCGGGAAGUUCGUCGCGGAGGCCAAGUUCCAGAAGGAACCGGAACGGUUUGUGAAGAUGAUCAAGGAGAAUGAUCGCGCUGGCAUUGAUGCAGCCAUUACGGAUAGUAAGGUCGAGCAGAAGGUGCUGGAGCGGUUGGCGCUGAAGGCUAAGACUUAUGGUACCGAUCCUGGGUUCCAGUCGGAAAAUGAGCCCAAGAUCAAUGUUGAAGCCGUGGUGGCUAUGUACAAGGAAUAUGUCAUCCCUCUCACCAAGGUCGUCGAGGUGGAUUACCUGAUGCAGCGACUGAAGGGCACUCAAUGGGAGUAAUCGCGCUGCCAUCUCCAUACGGAGCACAUGCGACGCCGUGAUGAACAUCCAUAGAGUUAGUCAUAGUAUAGUCAUGAGAUUGAUAAUAGACAAC
Messenger RNA from Aspergillus sclerotioniger CBS 115572, 1240 nucleotides. RefSeq names its product chorismate mutase ARO7. Bases 346 to 1146 code for a protein of 266 amino acids. The record is from RefSeq and is a predicted model, not a curated record. Gene Ontology annotation, biological process: aromatic amino acid biosynthetic process; chorismate metabolic process. The transcript is spliced from 3 exons. Gene Ontology annotation, molecular function: chorismate mutase activity. NCBI's taxonomy places the organism in Eukaryota, Fungi, Ascomycota, Eurotiomycetes, Eurotiales, Aspergillaceae. Gene Ontology annotation, cellular component: cytoplasm.